UUUAAAGCCCGCCUCCGUAGCCUACGAUUCCUACUGAAAAAGGGGGAAAAAGGUGAAAACCCACAUCUACAUAUAUAUAUAUAUAUAUACACACAUACACGCAGAGAUACGAUCGGUGGAUUAUAUGUACAUGCGCUCAUAGGAAGAAUGAUGAACAGAGGGGUUUUGUUGUGCGGUCACGAAGUGGAUGAUGAGAUUGAGCAGAUUUCCAGGGAAAGCAGCCAUUUCAGUCUCUCCACUGGGAUUUUGCCUUCUCUCGGUGCGAGAAGUAAUCGACGAGUCAAGCUCAAGAGAUUCCUCAUCUCUCCUUAUGAUCGUCGAUACAGAAUAUGGGAGGCAUUUCUUGUGGUUCUUGUCAUAUACACUGCUUGGGUUUCGCCCUUUGAGUUCGGCUUCCUAAGGAGGCCGAGGCGACCACUCUCGAUCAUGGACAACAUCGUUAAUGGAUUCUUCGCUAUUGAUAUUAUCUUAACGUUCUUCGUCAGUUACCUCGAUAAAUCCACUUAUCUACUGGUUGAUGAGCGCAAAAAGAUUGCGUUCAAGUACUUGCGUUCUUGGUUCAUCCUCGAUUUCAUAUCAACCAUUCCUUCAGAGCUUGCUUUCAAAAUCUCAUCCCAAUUUUAUGGUUUAUUCAACAUGCUUCGCCUCUGGCGUCUACGAAGAGUCAGUGCCAUGUUUGCCAGACUGGAGAAAGAUCGGAACUUCAACUACUUCUGGGUCCGGUGUGCAAAACUCAUUUGUGUUACAGUGUUUGCAGUUCAUUGUGCUGCGUGUUUCUAUUACCUUAUUGCGGCACGUAACCAUAACCCGGCAAACACUUGGAUUGGAUCAUCAAAUGGAAACUUCCUCGAGGAAAGCAUAUGGAUGAGAUAUGUUACUUCAAUGUAUUGGUCUAUCACUACUCUAACCACUGUUGGCUAUGGUGAUCUGCAUCCAGUUAACACCAAGGAGAUGACCUUCGAUAUUUUCUAUAUGCUCUUCAACUUGGGAUUGACGGCAUAUUUGAUCGGUAACAUGACCAAUUUGGUCGUCCAUGGAACGAGCCGGACUCGGAAAUUUAGAGACACGAUUCAAGCUGCUUCAAAUUUUGCUCGACGUAAUCGUCUACCACCUCGGCUGCAAGAUCAGAUGGUUGCUCAUUUAUGUUUGAAGUUUAGGACAGAUUCAGAGGGGCUUCAACAGCAAGAAACCCUAGAUGCACUCCCGAAAGCCAUUAGAUCUAGCGUAUCACACUUCCUUUUCUACUCUCUCGUGGAUAAGGCGUACCUUUUCCGUGGGGUAUCUAAUGAUCUGCUCUUCCAACUGGUCUCGGAAAUGAAAGCCGAAUACUUUCCGCCCAAAGAAGAUGUGAUCUUGCAGAACGAGGCCCCGACCGACUUCUACAUCCUUGUUACGGGUGCUGUGGAUUUGAUAGUUCUCAAAAAUGGAUCUGAACAAGUCGUGGAUGAGGCGAGAGCUGGAGACAUAAUUGGCGAGAUUGGAGUCCUAUGCUAUAGACCUCAGCUGUAUACAGUGCGGACGAAACGUUUAUGCCAACUUUUACGUAUGAACCGUACGAAUUUCUUGAACAUUAUUCAGGCUAACGUCGGAGAUGGCACUGUAAUCAUGAAUAAUCUGCUCGAGCGCUUGAAACAAAUGGAUGAUCCGAUGAUAAAGAACGUUCUCGUAGAGACGGAACACAUGCUUGCUCGGGGUAAGAUGGAUCUUCCUCUCAAUCUGUGCUUCGCCGCCCUAAGGGAAGACGACUUGCUUUUACAUCAGUUGCUGAAGAAUGGACAUGAUCCCAACGAGUCGGAUAACAAUGGCAGAACACCUUUGCAUAUAGCAGCAUCAAAAGGAAGCCUGAAUUGUGUGCUUCUUCUGUUGGAUCACCAUGCAGAUCCCAACUGCAGAGACAACGAAGGGAAUGUACCGCUGUGGGAGGCAAUGCAGGGAUGGCACGAGAAAGUAGCGAAGGCCCUUUUGGAAAACGGAGCAACCAUAGAAGCGGGCGAUGUCGGUCACUUUGCUUGCACGGCAGCCGAGCAAAACAAGCUCGAUUUGCUAAAGGAGAUUGUCCGUUAUGGUGGAGACGUUACCCGACCCCGAAUCACUGGAACCUCGGCCCUCCACUCGGCCGUAUGUGAAGAAAACAUCGAAAUUGUUAAGUUUCUGUUGAAGCAAGGUGCGGACGUGAACAAACAGGAUAUGCAUGGUUGGACGCCGAAGGAUCUUGCCGAGCAACAAGGGCAUGAGGAAAUCAAAGCCCUUUUCCGAGCCCGACAGGAGGCGGAGGAGGAGAAGACACAUAUCGAGAGUAGCGCGUCAGUCCCGAUACCGAAAAGCUCGAUCCGUUUUCUCGGAAGGUUCACUAGCGAGCCGAACAUCCGGCCUGCUUCUAGAGACGUGUCGUUCAGGAUCCCGGAAUCACGUCCGAGGCGGAAGACCAACACUUUCCACAACUCUUUGUUCGGGAUCUUAGCCCAUCAGAACGGGCAGAAGAACUCGUUAUUCACAGUCGAUGAGGCUUCUUCUACGAAUGUCAAGGCUCGGGGAGGAGACGUCGGAACGGCGAGAGUAACCGUAAGUUGCCCCGAGAAAGGCGACGUGUCGGGGAAGCUUGUUCUUCUUCCGGGGAGUUUGCAGGAGCUUCUAGAACUCGGGUCCUCGAAAUUCGGGAUCGUUAACGCCAAAGUAACGAACAAAGACGACGCAGAGAUCGACGAUAUCGAAGUUAUUCGAGACGGCGAUCAUCUCGUCUUUGCAAGCAGAUAUGAAUCACAAGAUCCUAACAAGGUGGAACUCCCACGAGUAGAGAAGGAAUCAAGAUCAUAACAUCUUUUUUCUUCUGGUAUUCUGUUCACUUCUCCACACGAUUUUUUUUCGGUUUUUUCGCUGAAAUAUAUGUGACGAGGCCGAUCCAGGAGCGGGAUCGAGAUUCGUAGGAGCAAAACCGAUGUAAAGGUUUGUUCGGGUUUCGGGUUUCGGCCAAAAUGAAAAGUAUGAUAAGUAACAGAAUACGCACACACACACAGAGGAUGGUUUUUACAGUCUUAAACCCACGAUGUUUGUUUCCAUUCCCUGAUGAUUGUGAACUUCGCCUAGUCGAAUCUCUCGAAGCGAAGAGAAUUCGCGCUGUGGCUUGUGCGUUUCGGUUUUUUCGGGUCGGAAUCUUUUGUUUCUG
This is a messenger RNA of Tarenaya hassleriana, 3163 nucleotides long. Its product is annotated as potassium channel AKT1. Gene Ontology annotation, molecular function: protein binding; voltage-gated potassium channel activity. Gene Ontology annotation, biological process: potassium ion transport; transmembrane transport. Lineage: Eukaryota; Viridiplantae; Streptophyta; Magnoliopsida; Brassicales; Cleomaceae. The transcript has 11 exons. The record is from RefSeq and is a predicted model, not a curated record. The coding region runs from base 148 to 2814 and encodes 888 amino acids. Gene Ontology annotation, cellular component: membrane.